UUGAUGAAAUAUCGCAUGGACGCUAUUGCGAUUUUGAAUGCUUCAGUGGCUUUUUUUAAGCUACUGUCAAAUUACAUUUCAAACACAAACAAGCACACAUAUGUACGCCACUGGGAAAAAUUAACAGUGAAUGGGGUGUUUAGUUUUUUACUUCUGUAUGUAUAUGUAAUAAGGGGGGAGAAAAACAAUGGAUUUGAUGUUCUGUACCAUAAUAUGAAACAUGGACUGGUUGCAAGUAAGGAGUUUGCAGAUUUUUUGAGGGAAAGAUCCAGUAUUGAGGAGAACCAUUCAAAACUUCUAAGCAAACUUGCUAAACAAGCGGCUGGAGGCUGUGUCCAAGGAACAUUUGCUCCUCUUUGGCAUGUGCUUCGUACGUCAGCAGAGAAACUUGCCAACCUUCACAUGCAGAUGGUUCAGAAAGUUUCGGAACUUGUCAAGGAAGUGAGCAGAUAUGCGGAUGAACUGCAUAAGAAGCAUAAAACAGUAAAGGAGGAGGAGUCUGGUACGCUAGAAAUAGUGCAGGCUAUUCAGUCAACAACGUUAACGUUACAAAAGGCUAAGGAUGCUUAUACACAGAAGGGUUUAGAGUUUGACAAAUUGAAAAAAGAAAAUGCCUCCGCAAAAGAUGUGGAAAAAGCAGAAGCAAAAUUAAAGAAGGCUCAAGAAGAUUAUAAAAAUUUGAUAGACAAGUACAGUGCCGUAAAGGAAGAUUUUGAGAAGAAGAUGUCUGUGGCUUGUAAGCACUUCCAAGACGUAGAAGAGGCACAUGUUAAACAAAUGAAGGAAUUCCUCAAUACAUAUGCUGAAGUUCUGCAAAAUAACCAUGAUCUCAUUGGACAGGUUCACAUAGAAUUUAAACAACAAUGUUUGGAAAUGACUGUGGAUAAACUCCUUGAGCAGUUUGUAUCGAACAAAUGCACUGGGUUGGAGAAGCCAGGUUCUAUAGAAUUUGAGGAACUGAAUAUGUCAGGGUUAACUUCAAUUAGUAACCAGACACCUGAUUCCUCAGAUAAAACAGCGAAUGGUGAUAAGCCUUCCAAAAAAGAAGGUAAUCUUGAGUCUGGUGGACAGAAAACAAAAGAAAGCAAAACAUCCCGUCGCACUACCUCCCUUCUCAACCUCUUCAUGUCUAACUCCCAGGGAAGCAAAGAAUGCAGUGGGAACCCUGAGGGAGGGAGCCUUCCCACCUCAGCCCCCACGAGCCCAACCAGUGGGGUCGGGGCAGGGGCGGGGACCGGGAUCCCACCCAAUGGGAACGCAACCUCGCUAGCACGGAACCCCUUGCGAGGAUCAAAGUGGUUUCUAAGAAGUAGAAGAGAAAAACGCAAGGAAAAGAAGGCAAAGAAGAAAAAGGAUGGCUUAGAUAAUACAAGUAGCAAGGAUGAUAAGUCAGAUGUAAAGCCUGCAAGUCUUGAUGAUUCCAGGGAAGACAAAGAUGACAGUCGAAAGUCAGGAACACCAACUCCUGAAGUGGAUGAAGAAGGUUACUGUAUACGCCCUAAAGUUGACCUUUGGGGGAAUGAGAAGGGCAGUUUCUACUCAAGUUCUGACACAGACUCAGAUGAUGAACGCGAACAUAAAAUCCACGUGGAAAUCAAACCGUUGAGUAAUGGCUCUGCUCCUAUGAGUGCCAGUGUUGAUGAACUUCGGGCAACUGUUGAAAAUUUGUCACUCUCUCCAGUAGCCAUGGCUUCUGGCAGAAGAGACUCUGGUGCUGAAUCUGACCAUCAUAUGAAGAGAUCUCAGUCAGUAUCUCAACAGCUUGGCGGGAAACCAAGUAGUGAUUUACUGGGAUUGAGUCUGUUCCAAAGUCCGACAGCAUCGAGUGCCUCAACCCCAACGGGGGUUCCAAGUGGAGGUCAUCCGUACGCACCACUGCAGAGCCCCACACAACCUUCCAUGGGAAGUCCCGCUCCUUCGUCGUCUUCUCGUUACGCUGAUCUAGGAGAUUUGUUCUCGGAAGUGGGAGAAAUCCAGCCAGCUUUACCUCCUAAACAGUCCAGACAGACUCCCACACCCACACAGGGCUCAAUAGCAAUUCCUAGGCCACCAUCACGGAGAGGAGAGGGCCCAUCGCCACGAGGUCGAAUGAGUCCAGCUCCAGGUUCAUCUUCCAUCUCAAGGGCUGACAGUGUUGGCAGCCUUGAGUUUCGAACUGCAGGCAUACCUGUUGGCUCAUCAAGAGGACCCUCGCCUCUAACCAUUGGCAUGGCGGACACCAUCCCUUUGGCCGUCGCAUUUCAUGAAAUUGUUCACUCGUAUUUCAAAGGAACUGAUGAAACUAAAUGUCAAGUAAAAUUGUCAGGUGAUAUGAUGUUAUCUUUUCCUGCGGGAAUCGUUGCAGUACUCGCCAAUAAUCCGAGUCCUGCACAGCUGUCAUUUCGAAUUCGCAACAUCCACCGUCUCGAUAAUGUUUUACCCAACAAACAACUGGUUACACUAGAUUCUGCACAGUCAAGUAAUGAGAGUAUGUUGUUUGACUUUAAUAUGAGUGCCUUAACUGCUCUGCUCAGAAGACAGUCUGAACAAAAUCCUUCUGCAUCUUACUUCAAUGUAGACAUCUUGAAGUAUCAGGUUAAACCGAAAAGUGGCGCAGGAUCGUGCCCUUACCAGUUAGUUGCAUACUGGAAAUGUGAGUCGGGUCAUACUGACCUUAGGGUGGAUUAUAAGUACAAUAGCCAUGCCAUGGCCUCAGCAUCUCCUCUGCUUAAUUUGACAGUGGCAGUCCCUAUAGAUGGUGGAGUGAAGUCCAUGCAGUCAAAACCAGCAGCGCAGUGGCUGGCAGAUAGUCACCGAGCUGUAUGGAAAUUCACUGAACUGUCACAACACAGCGAGAACCAUGGAGUGGGCUCUCUGCGUGCUCGUCUAGAAGUGUCCAAUGGCCCAAGUUCUCAAGGAACAAUCGCCACGCAGUUUAACUGUGAAGGUACAACUCUGUCUGGAGUGGAGUUUGAUCUGGUUGGAACUGGUUACCGACUGUCUCUUGUUAAGCGUAGAUUUGUUUCAGGGAAAUACAUUUGUGAUGCAGACCCAGACCCCAAAUAUAGGUACGCAGCUCCUCCAAGUUCAGACUGCUAGCAGCCAGUGUCAUAUUAUCGGUCACCACAUAUGCCAUCAGAUGGUGUGUGCCCCAUACACACACAUAUGAAGUCAUUAAGAAUGGAAUGGGUCCGUGUGUGUGAACUACCAUCGUUAUAGUCAACCAUUGCAAAUGCAAAUUUUGGUGAUUUGGUAAGUGAAGAUGAUCAUCAGUUUUGGAAAGAGUUGAUGAUAUUGUAAAUUGGCUCCUUGGCCAAGCAAUAAUUUCUGAACGUUCUUCAUGAAGAUAUAUUGGUCGGGAACUUUUCCCGUUGAUCAUACUGCUCGUUGCCAUACUCCCAGUGGUACAGCCGUACUUCUUUGUCGGUCGCUCGGUAUUUACCUGCGCAUUUUUAUUUCCAUACCCUACAAUAUACAGUACAUAAUCAAAUGAAGUAAGUUUUUAGUUGAAUUUAAUUGUCUCCAGUAUUAGAGUUGUAAUGUAUAAUGUAUAUUAUAUUAUAAGAGUAAUGAAAAGAAAUUAAAUUUGUAAAGCAAUUUAUUUCUGUUAGGUAAUAUGUGUUAUGGAGUCUCAUUUGUCUGUGUUUCUGCAGUGCAGGAAUAAAGUGUACUAAUGUAACAACGCAUUUUGCGAUAUUUUAAUGGGAAAACUACUUUAUAGAGAUUGUAUCUGACAGCAUAAGUUUGAUGAUGAGCUGUGGAAUGAGUGUUGACUGUAUGUUUGGUCAUGAUGACCAAUCUCAGAAAUUGUAUGAUUAGUUUUUAGUCCUUGGAUUUCCACUCGAGUCUACUCUGCCAUCACGUAGUAUUCAUUGUAUUUUGAUACCAGUUUUCAAGUCGUAGUGUAUUCACAUAACAUUCCUUUGUAGCUCAGGAAAACAGUUCUAGCCUAUCUAUAAACCUGUAUGUCUGUCUCAUCAUCACAUUCUUACCAGUGUAACUCAUUAUGAUAUAAUAGUAUAUACUCCACUGAUGUACUAUGCUCAUCUUGGUAUAAUGUAUUAGCAUAACCCUGUUAAUUGUAAUUACAUUUUAUGUCUUCACUGUGUUGUCUUUUUGGAAAAAUGGAUAUGUACUAGUGUUCAUAGCAUACCUGAUACAGUUAGAAAUUCUUUAAUACCUCUGACGUACAGUGCCUGUUAAUACAUAUAGCUACACUACGCAAGUUCGCCCGCAAGGAGCUGGCGUUUACGAAGACUCUUAAGGAAUUGCUUCCUUAACAACUGGUCCAAAAGUCUUCUGUUCAAACCACCAUUUAUAUUCACAUCAUAUAUUUUCCUACCUUUUCUUAUAAAGAGUCUGUCAUGAAGGAUAGAUUUGUGUAUUUUAUGACUUUGGAAAUGAAAUAUGAAUUCUGUUAAUAUGUGUUCGCUAUUUUUUUUUUUUUUCAUAACUUAAAAUCACAGAAUAAUAAUUAAAUUCUGUUCACCAUUCUAAUGCAUCUCAGAAUUAUCAGUUGAAAUUCAAAUAUUUGUUCAUAAUCUAUCUGUAUGUUUACAGAUCCUCGUUUUCAAAAUUAAGAGUUCUGUAUUUUCUUGUCAUGCGAAAUCAAUGUUGAAUGGCAACUGUUACUUAAGGUUUAAUGGCGUAUUUGUAUGAGGUAUGCUAUGGACUUUUAAGAUGCAUGUUCAAUACACUUACAUAGCAUCUGUAUGAAAUUUAUAUUUCAGUUCUGUCCUUCAGUAAGAAAAAAAAUGGUAAAUUGUAGUGAUUUUGGGAAAGUUUUGUGUGUAUUGCAUAUGUGGCCAGUGAUAUGUAAAAUGUGUGUAAAGUAUUUGGCAGCCUCAGAGGUAAAGGGAUUUGAGGAGACAGUGUGUGUACAUAAAUGUUAAUAUAAAGAUCUGUUCAUCCUCACUUAGUAAAAGAUAUUUUUGUUGUAAUCUUGAUGAAAGGACAUCUAGGCGUUGAAAAGAUAGGACCACAGCAUUGAAAUAGAGCCUGUGUAUUAAACAAUAUAUCUUGCCUACAUUCUUGAACUAGUUGGUACAGAAUAUUAGAUGUUUCCUUCAAAGUGUGUAGGUAAGUGGUGUAAUUUUAUUGUUCCUCUAUGCCUUUUGGUGUUUAGAGAUUUCAUCAGAAUGAAGAUAUUUUUUCUACAAAAAAGGCAAAUCAUUGAGCUAUUCCAUGUCAACAUUUGUUGAAUUAGUUAUAAUAUUGUAAGGAGUUACUAAAGAAUUUUUGGUCAGUUCAUUUGUAACAUUCUGUGAAAUAUUUCAGGCAAAUAAGAACUGUAUUGAAUCAGUAAGUCGCAUUCCGAAUCAUAUGUAAGUAAACUGGACAUGCAGUUUGCAGAUUAAUGGUGCUAGACAUGAUCGGUGCUUGCACGUGGAUGACUAUCGACUGUGGUGUUUGGGCGCAUCUUGUAUAAAUGUUUUAAAAGUUAUGUCUAUAAGGACUGCAUAAUAUAAAAUCAAAUGUUUAUGCUAAUUUGCAGGUUCUAGUAAGAUUAUAUGGGAUUUGAAGUUUUCACAGUGGUGAAAAUGUGGAUUGUGGUCUCUGGAUUAUGACAUCAUGUGAUCUUCUAGGUGGUCGACCGUGUCUUGGAGGAACAUAUCAUCUCCAGCUUAUACCAUGAAGAUGGAAGUGAUAUAUUCCUCUGACACUUUGGCAACCACAUGUAAGACUACAUGAUGUCAUAAUCCAGAAGACACAGUAGACAGGUAUGAUGAUAUUCAGUUACGUUUUGCUCAAAUUUUAAGCCUUCUUAAACCGUAUAAAUAUGUCCUUUAUCCAUAUAAGUAUCUCACAAACAUGAUGUGCAUAUAAAGACCUCCUUUUAAGUGUUGAGAUUUAUGUAUUAUGUUUAGUAUAUUUUGUGCAGUUAUUUAUGGUAUUAUGUAUGUAUGAAUGAAUGAGAUAGGAGGAAUACCAUAAUUCCACAUCUAUGAAUAAUAAGAAAAGUAUUUGAAUAUUAAAUUGAUUUAGAAAUCACAACUCACUGAGACCCCAAACAGGUUGAUAAACAUCAAUUGGCAUACUAAAGAAAUCUUGUAUGAUGUAAUAUAAUUACUUACUGGAGAAGUAGGUGUUUUCAGUGCCUACAUCCAAUGCUUUAGAACAACAACCUUCUCUUUAAAAUACUCCUUAGGCCACUGAGGCUCUACAGUAAUAUGCGUAGCUUUCAUGAAAACCUAAUCACAGGUUUGACUAGAUAUAUGACUAAAGAGUUAUUUACUAAACAAUAUUAUGAAUGAUUCAUUAAUUUGUUACUAUUAUCCAUGAAAGGAAUUUCUUUUAUCAUUAUCUCAAAAAGUGGAUGUAUUGCCUAAGGCAUGUGACUGAUCCCACUUUAUACUAUACCCGAAAGGACGGUCUUAUCUUUGGUUCUAUAAUUUGAAUAAUGCAGAACUUUAUUUCAGACAAAGGUAAUGAAGUCAUAAUGGCAUCCUUUUCUUAUAGUUUAAUAGUUCCAAUUUUAAAGCUCCUUGCUGUUUUUGAGCAGUUAACUCUCUAUAAAAUAACUUCCUGUCCUAAGUGAGUCAUGAAAUUAUAAUGUCAGUUUUGCUCAUUAUUCCCCGAGUACAUUCCUUGCACGAAGUGCAUAGGCGGAAUGCAUUAUGGGCUGGUCAAGUCCAUCCUGUCGAUUCUGCUUGAGAAACAUUGGAUGGAUUCGGAUGACAUUUGAUGUGAAGGUACACAGCCUUAAAAUUGUACUUUCGAAUAUCCUACAAGCGGUGAUAUGAAAUUGACAUGAGGAAAUUUGUGAGAUAGACAUUGAGGUGCUGCAAUCUGGUGACCAAAUUGGGAACUAUCAAACAAGGCAGAUUUAAUACCUCUAAAUGCACAUUGCAAAGAAUGCGCAAGGAUAUGUGUAUUACAGUACAAAAUGCACUUUCCAACCUUGAAAAUAAACUAUAUCUCAUUUUUACAGCCAAUUGUAACAUGAACUACAUUGGAAGGUUUGGAUUGUGGGUCUGAAUGUAAGUAACCACACAUUACAGUGAUCGUACCAUCCUGUUAAAUAAUAAUGGCAUGUGACACAGAACAGUACGAAGUAGUAUGAGCUCUGAAUUUAUAAAUUCUUGGCAUUGUAGUGUGCCAUUUAAAAUGUGGAUAUCAAGAUUAGUCAUAUGAUUCUUAAUGCAUAUUAUAUCAAUGUUAAAUUAUACAAUAGAUUAGUAAUGUUUAAACCAUCUGUCUUACAUAUCUUUUAAAUAUUUUCCCCACUUAGUUAUGUAUCACAUUUUUCUGUAAAUUAUUCAUGUAUUCAUAGUGAACCUUCAGUGAUUUAAAAUUCCUUUAAAAAUACUUGAAGAUGAAUGUACUACUGUAUAAAGCUUUCAUAGUGACCAUUAAUAAAAUCUUCUCAGGCUAUAAGUCUUGUCAGUUGGUUAAAAAUCACCAACAUUCAAGGACCAGAGAUGGUCCCUGAAAUGUCAGUAAUUUUUAACAAACUAGCACAAUGUAAACGCUAAGAAAAUUUUAUUAAUUUAACAUACUGUGUUCAUCACAUAUUGUUUAGAUGGGUGCUACUGAAGUUCAUCACAAUAUGAUUUCAUUUUUGCUACUGUAAACUUCACCAGUUUCAUUGUAAAUGAAUGUAUUAUUCUUAUAAUUCUCAUAAUCAGUAACAUAAUUCAUGCUGCAUUCAAAAUUUUAACAUUCCCCAUACUACAUAUAUUUGUCUCUUUCUGCAUCACUGUUAUUGUCUCACACAUAACUGUGGUCUGAAGAAAAGCUUGAUAUUAAUAUGGUGAAUUGAUCUUAGUGAUAUAGAAAAGCAAUAUUGAACAUAAGUAGGAUUUGAGGUUUUGACAGCGGUGAGUCUGAAGAUUGCCGUCUUCUGGGUUGUUGUACCGCGUAGUCAGGCAGUAUGACUUCUGAAGCGUUGGCGGAAAAUCUACCGGACUACACGGCACAACAACCCAGAAGACUGCAGUCUUCAAUAUUGAACAUAAGUUUGCAAAUGAACAAAUUUAUUUCUGUAAUCUUAAAAGUUAUGUAUGUUCAUUGGGUAAAUGAAAAACAAGAUAUUUCUUGACUUUAUGAAUACAAAGAACAAACUAUGUUUUUGUUUAUCUCGCAGUCCUAUAUUUAAAUUUGGAAAAACCAAAAUUAAUAAAUCUCGAUAGUUCAUUCAUUGAACAUCCUGCUUAUAUUUUUGUGUAUAAAGUGCAAGUAAGUAUGUUGCUAUGAUGCAAAGUUCAAUAUAACAAUGCUAAUAGUAACAGAGCAAGGUACAAAUCACAAUGUAAGCAAUCUUGCAGUUUUAUACUGUACUCUGUUGCCAGGAUAUUCAUCUGAAGCAAACUAGUACAGGACGUGCUAGUUCUGAUUAAUAUAUAGAGUGUAAGAUGUACUAUUGAGAAUCUUCCCAUAUAGAAAUGAAAUACAUCAUCUACAGUGUGUUCUAUGAAAUGAUAAUUCACUGCCUUGCAGAUUCAAUAUAUUUAUUGUUUUGAGAGUAUCGUACUAAAGUGAUGGAAUAGGUACAUGACAUGAUAGCUUUUAUUUGUAAAUAGAGGUAAUUGAGAUUUAUCAUUGAGAAUCUUAUUUCCAUAUGUAAAUUAAAUAUGGACUAUAUGAAGUAAUUUGUAUAAUACAUUUUGUUGCACUCUCCAGACAUAUAUAGCAGUGUAUAGUGCAGAUUUUUAAAAUGAUGACUUUCAGAUAUGGUAUAUACUUAUAUUAUAUCUUUGUUAAAAAAAUUAUGGUAUUUUUUGGCUGGCAAUUCCAGUAAUUGGGAAUUUGGAUCAUACUUGAGGAAACAAGUCAGAGCAUUAUCAAAUGUUGGACAUUUAGAAUUGUUAAUAUAAUUUCCAUCUGGAAGAAAAAAGAUGCAGUUGACAUCAAAUCCUCUGAAUUUACCAGUGACCUUUCUGCAUUUCUUGUCCCAGAUUGUAUGAAUCAGUUAAGAUUAACUUAGAACCUAUGAUGUAAUAUGUUAUAAAACUAUGUUUUGUUUUCUUUUGCAAACAAUCAAUAUCACUGUAUUACAAUUAAUGUAACUGUGAAUGAACUUCAAACAUGAGAUUCCCCCGUCUACAAAAAUGUGCAUUGUAACUGCUGUAAAUGAAGGAGAAGUAGCAUAAGAUAAAACUUUUCAGAAUGAUUGAA
Molecule: messenger RNA, 9096 nt
Organism: Zootermopsis nevadensis
Lineage: Eukaryota; Metazoa; Arthropoda; Insecta; Blattodea; Termopsidae
Source: RefSeq, a predicted model, not a curated record